GUAUUUUGACUUCCUUCCGUUUUGAGUACAACAUAUCGUGACAAGGUACCUGCUCCUCAAUAAAUACACUCUAACAUACCUCUGCUAUAUCUGCAAAUAUGUUAAAUGAAAUAUUAAUUGCAUACCAUCUACGUUUAUAGACAAUUGUGACAUUCUUAUUGAAUUCUACGCUUGGUAAAUCUACUGGAUCCAUAUCGUCCAUAUUGGGAUUACUAAUCUUUUAUAAUUGUGGAUUAUCGGGACCGAAGUCAACUGAACGCGCAAUAGCCUGAAGAAUUAAACAAUUGUGACAUUCUUAUUGAAUUCUACGCUUGGUAAAUCUACUGGAUCCAUAUCGUCCAUAUUGGGAUUACUAAUCUUUUAUAAUUGUGGAUUAUCGGGACCGAAGUCAACUGAACGCGCAAUAGCCUGAAGAAUUAAGUAGUGGUAUCCGGACAAUUCUGGGGUACUGUCGAAGUCAUGGGCUAACCAAGUGUGAUGUUUAAAUAAAUCAAUGACUUCUUCGUAUUGAUGACUGUUGUAAUUUUGAAUUCCAAAAUACAAUACAUUCGUUCGGGCUGGUCUAAUACUUCUUGAUUACAUUGCGUUAUUCCUGGGAUUACUAGUUUAUACUACAAUUCAAAUACUUCUAAUCAUAUUGGCGUCGCGAUUGAGCCUGUAAUGGAACGGUUGGAUAUAAAUUCAGGUUUUAAUGCUUUUGAGGAGUACAUGGAAAGGUUCGAAAUCUGGGCUAUGACCAAGGAAGAUGAUGAGGAUUUUAAUACUGUGGCCCAUUUCCUUACAUUCAUUGGGAAAGAAGCAUACAGCCUUAUAAAGAUUUUGGCACUUCCAGACAAACCGAUUUCACUCCCCUAUGCAACUCUCAAGCAACUACUGUUGGAUCAUGUAAAGUAUACAAAUUCCGAAUGCGGUAAGAGAGAAAAAUCCGAUAAAAUAUCUGGCAAGAACUUCAGGAACUCCACUCCUUUAAUAAGUCGUCGCAGUUCGAUGCGUAAUCAAAUUUAUUCAGAUAAUACUCCAUUGAGUUGUGAAGCAGUCCAUGAUGAUGAGCACGAGUUUAGUAAAUGCAUGUUCUGCGGCAAGUUUCACCCAUGCAAUUCAUGUAUAUUUCGUAAUUCUAAAUGCUUUAAAUGUGGUAUAACUGGACACAUUCAGUCAGUUUGUAAUACCAUGGUUCAUUUCGCUGAAAGUAAUGCUAAGAUGGAUGCUUCUAAUGAUCAGUUAUCUUUAUUUAGAAGUGGUAUAACGUCACAUAGCAGUCCAGAGUUAAAUGAAACUCAGAAUCAUUGUGAGACAAAAAUUUUUAACCAACAAACUUAUCGGAUUUCUCAUGAUAUUGAACCAGAUAUGGUUUGUCGUAAUAAUUCACAUACUUCUGAUGUAAUUUCUUACAACUCUGAGAAUAGAAUGUUAAAUGAGUCAAAUCAUGAUCAAAAACCAAAUUCAGUCAUGGUAGAUGUUGAAUUCCCUGAUGAUCCAUUACCUAAUGAAACUCUUAAUCAAUUUGAGGAAAAUAUUUCAGAAGAAUCGAAUUCUGAUAUCAUAUCAAGUGUCAGUGGUCCUCACAAUCAAUUUAUCUCUAAUGAUAUUCCUAAUGAAUGUGACAAGUAUGUUCCUGAUGAGUCGAAUUCUAGUCAUAUUUCUGAUGUUCUUGUAUCAGAUGUUGCAUAUUCUCACGAACAAUGUGUUUCGAGUAGAAUCCUUAGUCAGUGGUACGAUGAAUCAGAUGGGAUAGCGAAAUUUCCCGAAGCAACCAGAGAACGAGUUUGCCCAGAAGUGAAGUUUGCACAGACAGAGAAUCCAAAUCAAGUCCAAGAUUAUCCUAAUGAAUAUGAGGCAGAUGAAUGUUUUCUAUUCAAUUGUUUCGCAGGUAAAUCAAGCCUAGUUGAAUCACAUGUGUUAAUUACAUAUAUCAAUGCAUAUCCAUCUGUAUAUUCUAAUAUGAAUAACAAAAAGUAUAUGUAUCAUGAUUUUUAUUCAAAUCAAAGUCACAUGAUGGAAUACCUCAAAUCAUAUAUCAGUGUUUAUUCCCAAAUACUCACAUACAGUAGUCGAUGCGUAAGAUUUGAGAAGAUAAUGCAAAUUGGGAACGUCGUAUUGGCUAAAACAUUGCGAAGUAAGGACCCAACAUUAUUUCGUGGGGGAGGAUAUUGUUGGAAAGUCCAUGAUGCAAAUUCUAAAUAUCAAUGGUUUCACUACAAAGCCGGAGUGCUGAUUGUAUACAGUACCAGAAUCCAGGUGGGUCUGUUCCAAUUUCGGUUGUUAAUUCUAAUACUAAUGAGUGCAUUCUAGAUAAUACAGAGUCUACAUCCAAUACACCGUCGGACAGAUGUAAGAUGAACUUAAGAAGAGGACGAACAAUCGAUUACAGACACUUACACUCCAAUUCGAGCUGUGGCGGAUGUGAUGUUUAAAUAAAUCAAUGACUUCUUCGUAUUGAUGACUGUUGUAAUUUUGAAUUCCAAAAUACAAUACAUUCGUUUGGGCUUGUCUAAUACUUCUUCAUUACAUUGCGUUAUUCCUGGGAUUACUAGUUUAUACUACAAUUCAAAUACUUCUAAUCAUCAUACCAAGUUUCCGUCACAGCUACACUGAGUGGCCUUAAUUUGUCCAGUAAUGCUCCUAGUUCAUAGACUUUACGUCUAUAUUUACUUAGAAUAUAUCUGGAAAAACUGGAGAAAAAAAGUAUAUCACAAUAUAUAAAAAUCAAAUAAAGAAUAACAAUGAAUAAUAAUAUUCCAAAAAGGAACAGACUCACAGUUUAUUGGCUUGGUGUACCAGAUCACGUCGGGCUCACCACUGAGGAUACGACUAGUAUUCUAACUUUACAAUUAGCUACCAAUAGCACCUUCUAUAAUCGAAAACUUCUUGACCAAUGGAAAUCAGAAGUCAGACGAGAAGAGGUAGGAAAGAUAUAUUUGAUACGUUGUCAAUAUAUGGAAGAACGUUUAUUCUAAGCUGACUAGUGAACGUAGGAGCAGUGUCCCACGUCGAGUUGAAACGUGAUCUGGUACGGAUGCAUGACCGAAAGCCUUCAGUUAAACAAGUCUACUUAAACAACGUGGUCAGCAUCCAAUGUUGAACACUUAAUAAGCUAUUGAUUUUGGGGGAUUAUUUACAGCUACAAUAUAAAUUGGAAAGACGACAAGAAUAAUCAUGAAGACAAUCCCACACCACCAUUAUUUCAUCCUGCUUAUGUCCAUUCAAUCUCAUUACACUUUGAUUAUUUGCUACUGCUAUGCAUGCUACUGAAUUUCACUACUAAUCAUACAUUCAGGAACAUUCGCAUUUUAGUUCUUACCUAAUUCAUUUGUUGUAAAUCAUUUAGUAUAAACUUAACGAAUAUAACAAUAACAUUCAAAACUCAGUUAUAUUUGUUGAACAGCAGAAUAACAAUGAUAGUUCUGUAAUGAACGUUGCCUGAACAUUCCAUUUUGGUUAACCAAUACGAACAAAGUACACUCAAUCAUUAAAUAUCCACCAGCACGGUUAGCAUUGACUGUGUGAAGAGAAAUAUAAGUCCAUUAGCCUGGUUACUAGGUAAUCCAAGUUAACAGUUAUACAUGGUGGGGAGCGACCUAAAAGAGUCUCAUAACACUACUGUCCUCCUCAGUUAAUGUUUGUAGUGAGUAACGCUGACAAUGGGACGAUGUAGGUUACGUUUAUUUGAACUUCAGAUGUAACAAGACGAUCAGUAAAUUGCCAGUGAAUUCUGGUUUAUAUCCAAAAAAACAAACGAGAGCUACUGAUUAUAAAUGUGGUUACACAUACAGCAUCACACAGAAAGAGAAGAUAUGAUCUUUUAGUGUGGUUUUGAAAGUUAUUAAAUAUACGUGUUAUCAUACAUUAUCCAGACUUGAAUUUGAUGUACUUAAUAAGGUGAAUUACAUUUAAAUGACAAGAAAUAUGUGUUUUAUUUUAGAAAGUAACUAACAGUUGAGGUCAUAUUCAGGAAUUUAGAUUAUUAACUCAGAAAACUUUACAAUUCAUGUGGUAGUUUGUUUCCUUAUAUAUUUUAAUAUACACGUCAGAAUAACAUUAAUUAAAAUCUGUUUGCUUUAAUCUGAUAAAGAUUAUGUCGAUAUGAGGUGAGUUAGUAUGGUGUGAUAUAAUACUUAACAUUCAUUUACACUACUAUUUUUAUAUUUUGUCUUUCUUAUUUGUGUGUUUGAUCUACCAUUUUCUUUGAUUAACCUACACCAAUUGAACUGCUUCCUUGUUACGAAUUGAAGUGAUCAGUCAAUGACUAUGUUUUAUAAGAAAUCUCUCGUUGAAGAAAUAAUAUGCUUUUCAUGUGGGAAAUAGGUGUCAAACUUUAAUAUGUAGAUGGCGUCGAGUGUCGAUUGACUAUGAUCACAGUAAUAUUACGCGCCCGUAAACGAUUUGGUUCCUUCGCUAGCUAGUAAACGAGAAGGUUGUAGCUGGUCCAGAUAAAGUAUAUUUAUUGGCGAUCUCGUGUUAUUGAAAGAAUACCGAGACGUGCCAACGAGUAUAGGUAAAGCACAAGAAAGUUCAAACGAACAAGAUGGGCCACUGGACGAAAAGUGCUUUAGAUACAGUUAAACAAAACGAGUACAGUCAAACAAUCACUGGUACAAUUGGUUAUAAUGAUAAUUGUUUCCAUUAUACCAAUAGCGUUCUCGUCGAGAAAAGCAGGUCACUACAGAUGAAACCAUAUAAAUUAAGUAUUAUUCUAUCCAUAUAGUUUAAUAAUGCACAUUUAUUUUCCAUCUUUAUUUUGUUUGCACUAAAUGGAUUCGAUUGAUUCAUUAUUUUUGCUUAGCGUUUUUGGCAACUGAUAUGCACACCCUUUGUAAGGCUGUAUUUAUAAUCCAAUUGUAAACAUAUCAGUUGUGCAGGUAACAUUAAAAUACAAUAGUUGAAUGCAAUCACAUAAACGUAGC
This is a messenger RNA of Schistosoma rodhaini, 4904 nucleotides long. The record is from the annotation of a GenBank genome assembly. NCBI's taxonomy places the organism in Eukaryota, Metazoa, Platyhelminthes, Trematoda, Strigeidida, Schistosomatidae.